Messenger RNA from Chaetomium strumarium, 741 nucleotides. RefSeq lists its product as uncharacterized. The record is from RefSeq and is a predicted model, not a curated record. The coding region runs from base 52 to 462 and encodes 136 amino acids. NCBI's taxonomy places the organism in Eukaryota, Fungi, Ascomycota, Sordariomycetes, Sordariales, Chaetomiaceae. The transcript has 2 exons.
GCUGGAGCCCGGCUGGAUGACAGCCUGUCAAGUGCCCUACGUAACUACGUCAUGGGCCACUCAGGACCCGUUUUCGAAAAUGACUACCAGACAGCUGUCGUAAGAACCAAUCUCGCCGCCAUAGCCUUUGGGCCGAAAGCGGUACGCCGGGAUGAGACGCUCUUCAACGAGCUGCGCAAUAUGACCCUUUCACGGGACGAAGGCGCCCCUAUCAAGGUGUCGGAAGCGCAGAUUGCGAAGUUCCGGGAACGAAGGGAUAUCGCCAAGCUCCGCAGCGAGAUUCAGCAUACCACCGACAAGCUUGAGAAGAGCAGGCUUCGCGGCCAAAUCGGCCGCAUCAUCGAGACUUGCAAAAGGCUGAAGCUCGAAGAAGAUCGACAGGCCUAUUUCAAGGAGGCUGACCGAUUGCGUCUCCAGGGUGUUGAGCCGACCCCAGCGCCCGGCCGGGGGGGCCGGGGAUAGCGGCUCCGGUGGCCACCUGUCUAUCGCGCUGGAGACCGCGGGACGAGGGCGAAUUUCCAACGAACGACACAAGUGCAUCAGAGCAGUAUGUCGAUGCGCAGCUGCUGUACCUGUCGUCUACCGUACCUACAUCUCGUCAGCGGGCUCCAGAGGCACCGGCACCGGCACCGGCACCGGCACCCUCUAAGCCCCAAGGAGCAUCCUGCUGUUUCGCCUGCUUCAAAAGCUUUACAACCCGCACUGGGCUUACACGGCACUUCCAAGAUACCCAUCUUGUCG